Messenger RNA from Gamsiella multidivaricata, 1003 nucleotides. RefSeq lists its product as uncharacterized. The transcript has 2 exons. Lineage: Eukaryota; Fungi; Mortierellomycota; Mortierellomycetes; Mortierellales; Mortierellaceae. The record is from RefSeq and is a predicted model, not a curated record. Bases 147 to 902 code for a protein of 251 amino acids.
ACUGGGAGCUGAACUUUGUUGUUUAGUGACAGAAAGCUCCUUAAUCCAGGAGUAGGCAAGGUCCCCAUAACAUCUUGACCCAGCUUUGCUCAACGUGAUGCGUCUUCAUCUGAUUCCGCUCCCUCAUUCCAUCGUCGGCAUUCUAUAUGGACACCUCCGACCAGACUGAAGCCAACCUCUUUGCCGGUCAUAGCACGAUCGAAGGGUAUACCGAAUCCUUAUCUCUAGCCGCAGAGCAACAACAGCAACAGGCCGAUACACUGCAGCUUCAGCAGGAGCAGAUCCACACACAACCCGUUGUUGAGACACAGAGACGGGUGCCUGAUAACAGACCCCGUCGCAUCCAAAAGUCAUCCUCGUCUUCGGCUUAUGCUGCUUGGAUACGAGCUCAGGCCACAGGAUCGGCUUAUUGUACGAGAAUAAUGUUUAAGGUUUUCGGAAUUUGUCUGGCGUUCUGCUUCGCCCAACAGUCAGGUAAACCAGGUAACUCACAUAUUUUUUACGCAGUUCUUGUCAGCGGAGGAGCGCUGUGUUUGUUCUUCUCGAACUGGAUUUCUGGCGUUUACUCCAUAGUGCUAGGGAUCCUGGUCUACCUUAUCGAACAAACCCCUCCCCGCCGCACCUCUGGAUCGCUAGCUGCGUCCAAACAACCCCGCAUCUCCUUCUUACCCUCUACAGUUCUCCGCGCGCAGUCUAUCCGCGUACUCUUCUACGUCCCCGCAGCCGUGCCCUGCUUCUUGCGUGCUCCAAAUUAUCCUGGAGGAUUGUGUUUGAUUUCCAGCGGUAUCACUUAUACUGUCGCUACUGCGAUCGAUUGGCGGAAGAAACGUGCGUCAUUGCAAAUGAACAAAAGCUCUGUUCGAGAACGGGAUGGAGCUGGGUAUAGUGCCGGGUUCAGAUGAAAGCUGUCCAUCGCACCAAGGAAUUUUGUGUCUUGUUCUGGUCGAUGGCUGGUAUAGCCUUUUUUUUUUAUUUUUCCGGUACUGGUGAGCUGGAUAAUAAA